AUGUGUAAUGUCUUUAGAUCUGCAAGACAUAUUUUUGGCAUAGAUGCCUUUCUUCAUGUGAGUAAGACAGUUAAAAUUCUUUAUGAUCUGAGUAGUAGAGUUGAAGCUAUAAGAAUAGGUUAUGAGUUUUUAAGACAAGGUAAACAUGUAGCAUUUGUAUCUACUGAAGAGGUGAUGACUAGAGUGUUAGUAGAAAAAGCGUCUAAGUUAUUUAAACCUAAUAAUUUGCCUAUUAGAGCCUCCUAUACAAAUACUGUAGAAGCAGGAAUAUCAUUCGAAGUUACAGGCUACUUCAAUAUAGUUAUAGCUAUUAUAAACAUCGCCACUUCUGUUCAUAUUGAGGCUCUUGCACAAAUACUUUAUCAAAUUCAUGACUGUCCUCAUCUUAAUGAGUCUCCAGCUAUAAUAACAUUCAUUGAAGUUGAGUAUCAAAAACACCUUUUUGCAAGAUAUUUUAUUGAGAAGCUUUGUAGUCUUAUAGCCAUUGAAGCAUUAGUUAUCAAAGAAACAGAUUUUAAUGCAGUUGCUACUUCCUGGAAUCUUGGUUCUGAAGAAGCUGAAAAUCUUAAGUUUGAUCAAGAAUGCUCUAUUCCAGAUACUAUGGCUCUUAAAUGUUUUUAUAUACAAAAUAUUUAUGGCUGUAAAAAUAUAAAUACUGAAGAUUGGGAUAAUCUUUGCAAUAAGAAAUUUGUAGAACAUUUUAGUCUACCUAAACUUCGAAAAUAUUUUCUGCGCUUAUCUCAUUUCCAGAAGCAAGGUUGUAAUAAAGAUAGUGCAAUAGAAGGUUUAGUUGCUAAAGACUUUGCACAGUGA
Messenger RNA from Scutellospora calospora, 813 nucleotides. The record is from the annotation of a GenBank genome assembly. NCBI's taxonomy places the organism in Eukaryota, Fungi, Glomeromycota, Glomeromycetes, Diversisporales, Gigasporaceae.